AUGGCUACAGGGGAGCAGGUCGGCUCCCUGCUGGGCUGGUCAUGGGGCUCUUCGGGGCUGUCCCACUUUCCCCUGCAGAGGCAGCAGGAGCGACGCCGGCAGAGGGCUCGGCAGCAAGAGCUGCUCCCAGCAGAGAUCCUGGGCAAGCACCCCCUGCAGAACAGAUGGGCACUCUGGUUUUUCAAGAAUGACAAGAGUAAGAUGUGGCAGGCAAACCUGCGCCUCGUCACCAAAUUCAGCACUGUGGAGGACUUCUGGGCGCUGUACAGUCACAUCCAGCUUGCCAGCAAGCUCACAGCUGGCUGUGACUACUCCCUCUUCAAGGAUGGCAUUGAGCCCAUGUGGGAGGACAGCCAGAACAAGCGUGGCGGGCGCUGGCUCAUCACCCUGGCCAAGCAGCAGAGGCACACCGAGCUGGACCGGUUCUGGCUGGACACACUGCUGUGCCUCAUUGGGGAGAUGUUUGAUGAGUACAGUGAUGAGGUGUGCGGGGCCGUCAUCAACAUCCGCACCAAGGGGGACAAGAUUGCCAUCUGGACCCGGGAGGCGGAGAACCAGGAAGGGGUCACCCACAUUGGGCGUGUCUACAAGGAGCACCUGGGGCUGUCACAGAAGGUGGCCAUUGGGUACCAGGCUCAUGCGGAUACGGCCACCAAGAGCAGCUCCCUUGCCAAGACCAAGUUUGUGGUGUGACUGUGGGGAGAGUGAGGUCCCCUAUGAGUCCCCAUGUUCUGUCUCACAAUAAAUUUCUGCACCUGAGCAUGAUCUGUGUCUCCAGGGCUUUUGGCAA
Lonchura striata (white-rumped munia) is the source of this 790-nucleotide messenger RNA. Lineage: Eukaryota; Metazoa; Chordata; Aves; Passeriformes; Estrildidae. The record is from RefSeq and is a predicted model, not a curated record.